AUUGUUAUCGUCAGCGAUAAAAAUAUUCAGUCAAGAAUUUAAGACUCAUGAAGAUUCACGAAGCGAGCUUUCCUCGUUAUCAUCGUCAGAAUGUUCGACACCCAAAUCCGAAGACUUAGAUAAUUGGCCAGGUGUUAAAAUAUUCGACGAUGAACAGUAUAAUGAGUUGUUGAGCGAAUAUCUUAAAGCUCAUGCUGCUGAAGAUUCGUUGAUAAUUAGAGAGAAACGAACUCAUGUUGAAAAACCAUUGUUAAUUGGGGAGAAACAAACAAAAAAGGUGAUAUCAACGCCAUUGACUCUGAGAAAACAACGAAAGAAUAAAUAUACUUUGCACUUUGAUGAUUGGAGUGGUCUGUUGUUAAUGGAUGACUUUGAAGAUAACUUUGAAGAUGCUAAAUUCCUCGAUAAUCCAUUCUACGAAAAUAAUGAAUUAUCCUUAUCGUCGUCACCUGUUUCUAUAUUUAAUCACGAAGAAACUUACUUUUCUAAUUCUGAUCAAUACUUCGACGAAGAAGACUACAAAAUUGAAGAUAACAGAUACAACGAAGAAUGUAGUUUCUUUAAUACUGCAUUCUUUUCCGGUUACUUUUCAAUAGAUGAAGAUACACCGAAAGGUCGUUUCCAUGACUGA
Ambispora gerdemannii is the source of this 631-nucleotide messenger RNA. Lineage: Eukaryota; Fungi; Glomeromycota; Glomeromycetes; Archaeosporales; Ambisporaceae. The record is from the annotation of a GenBank genome assembly.